Molecule: messenger RNA, 808 nt
Organism: Ipomoea triloba (trilobed morning glory)
Lineage: Eukaryota; Viridiplantae; Streptophyta; Magnoliopsida; Solanales; Convolvulaceae
Product: 17.3 kDa class II heat shock protein-like
Exons: 2
Coding region: 13-585 (190 amino acids)
Biological process (GO): response to hydrogen peroxide; response to heat; response to salt stress
Source: RefSeq, a predicted model, not a curated record
UGUUAAAUUAAAAUGGAUUUCGCCUUGAGAGAUUUGGGCUUCGAUGCUCCAAUGAUUGCCGCAAUUCACGACGCGUUCGAUUUUGGCGACGAAUCCGAGCAUACGCGCCACCACCGGGCGUACAUCCAGGAUUCGAAGGCGAUGAAGGCGACGGCGGCGGACGUGAUGGAGUACCCCAACGCCUACUAUUUCGUGGUGGACAUGCCGGGGCUGAAGAGGGACCAGAUCAAGGUCCACCUGGAGGACGGCAACGUGCUGGUGAUCUCCGGCGAGCGGAGGAGGGAGGAGAAAGAGAAGCAGCAGCAGCCGCAGCAGGCGGAAGGUGGGGUGAAGUUCUUGAGGAUGGAGAGGAGGUUGGGAAAGCUGCUCAAAAAGUUUGUGCUGCCGGAGAAUGCGAACACGGACGCGAUAUCGGCGGCGUUGGAGGACGGGGUGCUGACGGUGAGCGUGGAGAAGAGGCCGCCGCCGGAGCCGAAGAAGCCGAAAGUGAUCGAAGUCAGCAUUGGUCAACAUGGUGGAGAUGCCGCCGGCGGCGGCCGUAAUGGUAGUGAACGUGGCCAAAUCCGAGAUGGCAAGCACAAGUGAUGAAUCGUAAACUAACUAAAGUUUUUGAUGUAAUGUUGUUUCUAUAUAUUGUCACUUUGUCUAUGUUUGUAGCAAAUAAGUUUGUGUGUGAGGGUUGCAUUAUACAGUAUUGUAUUUUCAUGUUUUGUAUUGCUUGCAUUAUAAGGGGUAUAAUAAUGUAUGCAACGUGAGGUGUUUAUUAUUAUUGUCAUUUGUCAAUAUAUUCAAAGUUGACUUGAUCCUA